Messenger RNA from Daucus carota subsp. sativus, 2129 nucleotides. Its product is annotated as guanine nucleotide-binding protein-like NSN1. The transcript has 9 exons. NCBI's taxonomy places the organism in Eukaryota, Viridiplantae, Streptophyta, Magnoliopsida, Apiales, Apiaceae. Gene Ontology annotation, molecular function: GTP binding. Bases 125 to 1960 code for a protein of 611 amino acids. The record is from RefSeq and is a predicted model, not a curated record. Gene Ontology annotation, cellular component: nucleolus.
UCGGAUCAUCACCUACAUCUUCAAAACCCUAAACCCUUUUCUCUCAGCACCUAGUUCUCUCUCUCUCUCUCUCUCUCUCUCUCUCUCUCUCUCUCCCUCUCCCUCUCCUUCUCUCUCUCUCAAAAUGCCUAAGAGAAGCAAAAAGAGUAAGAGCAAAAGGGUCUCACUGAAACAAAAAUACAAGGUGAUUAGAAAGGUCAAAGAGCAUCACAAGAAGAAGGCUAAAGAUGCUAAAAAACAGGGGCUUAACAAGAGGCCUAAAGUAGAGAAAGACCCAGGUAUUCCAAAUGACUGGCCUUUCAAGGAGCAGGAGCUGAAAGCUCUCGAAGCUCGACGGGCUCUUGCGCUUGAGGAAUUGGAGCAAAAGAAAGCUGCCCGGAAAGAAAGGGCCAGAAAGAGGAAAUUGGGCCUGCCAGAGGAUGAUGAUGUGGAUGCUUCAAAAGAACAAAAUGCUGGUGAGGAGACUGUUAAAACUGAACCCAUCGUUAAAAUUCGAGACACUCCCGAGAAGGCUUUCUACAGGGAGUUGGCCAAGGUCAUUGAAGCAUCUGAUGUUAUAUUGGAAGUGCUUGAUGCACGUGAUCCUCUGGGUACACGCUGUGCAGAUAUAGAAAAGAUGGUGCUGAAAGCUGGGCCUCAGAAGCAACUCGUAUUGCUUCUCAAUAAAAUUGAUCUUGUGCCUAAGGUCUCUGUAGAGAAGUGGCUCAAGUAUUUUAGGGAGGAACUACCAGCUGUUGCUUUUAAAUGCAGCACGCAACAUCAAAAGUCAAAUCUAGGGAAGAAGUAUGCUGCAAAGGGGACCAAAAAGACUCCAAAACCAAGCAGUCUUCUGGAAUCUGGUGACUGCCUUGGAGCCCAAACUCUUACAAAAUUACUGAAAAAAUAUUCCAAAAGCCGUGAGAUUACGAAUACAAUCACUGUUGGUGUUGUUGGUCUUCCUAACGUUGGGAAGAGUAGCCUUAUCAACAGCUUAAAAAGAUGUCACGUUGUAGAUGUUAGUGCUACUCCAGGAUUGACAAAGUCUAUGCAAGAAGUUGAAUUAGACAAGAAUAUUAAAUUAUUGGAUUGCCCAGGGGUUGUUAUGGUAAAAUCCGAGGAGAAUGAAGCAUCCAUUGCUCUUAGGAAUUGCAUGAAAAUUGACAAAGUUGAUGAUCCAACUAGUCCAGUAAAGGAAAUUUUCAAGUUAUGCCCUGCCAAAACCUUGGUAAUGCUAUACAGGAUCCCCAGUUUUGACUCGGUGGAUGAGUUUCUUCAAAAUGUAGCAACUGCUAGGGGCAAGCUAAAAAAGGGCGGCAUUGUGGAUGUUGAUGCUGCUGCUAGAAUCGUUUUGCACGAUUGGAAUGAGGGUAGAAUUCCAUAUUACACAAUGCCCCCAACCAGGGAAGGAGGAGAGCCUAUGCAAACUAAUAUAAUAUCAGAACUUGGGAAGAAGUUCAAUGUGGAUGAAGUAUAUGCUACAGAGUCCUCAUUUAUUGAAAACCUUAAAUCUGCAGAAGAUUUUCAACUGGUUGAAGUUCCAGCAAAUGGACCUCUUACAUUUGAUGAGAAGCUCUUCGAGGAUGAAUUGCAGCCGCAACCAGUGCCUGCAAGGAAAGGUACAGCUCAUAGUAAAAAUACUGGUAGUGACAACAAUGAGCCCAUGGAUGAAGAUGAUGCAGGUGAGAAGAAAGCACACACUGCAGGCGACCAAAAGAAUACAGAGCUGAAUGAUGCAGAUGGUGUACUUGACACCAAGGUUCGGAAAGCAGACAAGAGAGCUAAAAAGGCCAAAAAAUCUUCUUCCACAGAAGACAUGGAAGGUGAUUACGACUUUAAGGUGGAUUACUUCAAGAAAGAUACUGUGAAUGAUGAUGCCAGUGACGAGGAGGACAUCCCGGCUAACACUCCCAGUAAUGACGCAGAUACCAUGGAUAACACUUCUACCGGGAGCAAACUAGAGACACCAAUUGAGCUGGAUUGAUACGGAAGUAGUCAGCUGUCCAAGUUGUAAUGUAUUCAAGAACCGGGUAUGUGUAUUUUUUGAUAGUCACAACUGAGCAGAGAGCAUUUUGUACCUCGAAAUAUAAUUUGAUGAAUACUUCACAUUUUUUUUAAUGCUAUAAAGUCAUGGAAAUUACUUGGCCCUUAAA